Taeniopygia guttata (zebra finch) is the source of this 1469-nucleotide messenger RNA. The record is from RefSeq and is a predicted model, not a curated record. Lineage: Eukaryota; Metazoa; Chordata; Aves; Passeriformes; Estrildidae.
GGUUUGUGAUCAAAGGGGCGUGGCUUAAGAGCAAAGGGGCGGGGUUUAGCAGCAAGAGGCGUGGCUUCAGAGCAAAGGGGCGUGGUUUACAGAGAAGGGGCGUGGCUUAAGAGCAAAGGGGCGGGGUUUAUCAGCAAGGGGCGUGGUUUAAGAUAAAAGGGUGGAGUUUAGCGGCAAGGGGUGUGGCUCAUUAGCAUAUGGAUGAGGAGGGCGGGGCCUUCCUGGUGGGCGUGGCCACCGCCAGCGGCCUCCCCCUGUUCUGCCGCCCGCCCCGCCCACAGGUGCCGUUCCCAUUGGUCGGGGCCCUGCACGGGGUUCACCUGUUCGGGGCGGCGGCGGGGGCGGAGCUUCGGCAGGCGGCCACGCCCACCGCACACCUGGGCUGGGCUGGAUACGGAGACAGCCUGACCCUGAUUGGGCUCAGCCCCGGCCCCGCCCCCGCCCGGAUCCUCGACUCCGCCUUCGGCGCCAUGUUUCAGGUGCUGCUGCUGGGCCGGGAGCAGCUGCUGCCGGUGCGGAACGAGGAGAGGCUGAAACGGGAACUGAGGGGCUGUUUCCCGCUCUUGGAUUCGCUGCUGAGCCCCGGGGGGGGCUGGGGGAUGGGCGCCCCCUGCUGGCCCCUCCCCCCCGGCCCCGCCCGCGACGCGCUGCAGGAGCGGCUGCGCCGUUUCGCGGGGGCUGCCGGGACCGACCUGGGCUGUGUGGUGUGGGGAGGGGGCGUGGCCUGGCUAAGCACCGCCCCCUGGGGGGCGUUACCCGAGGCUGACUCCGCCCCCCUGCGCGCGCUGCUGGCGCCGCCGCCGCCAGAGGGCGCCCUCCGAGGGGGCGUGGCCGCGCGCGACCUGCCGGUGUUCCUGCCCAAUAGCAGCCCGGAGGUCCCUCUGCGGCUGCUGCAGCUGCGGCUCCUGCCCGGGGUGGGGGUGGGGCUGCUCUGCGGGCCCCGCCCAUCGCUGCAGCUCCUGCUGACACAGCUCGUGCCCCAAUUUUGGGGUCCCGUCCUGGAGCAGCUCCGGGCCCGGCCCCGCCCCCCCCCGCUGCCCCCCCAAGUUUUGGGGUACCUCCUGAUCCAUCGGGGCCGGAGGCAGAGCGGGAUCCUCAAAGGGGCGGGACCGGGCGGGGCACUGCCCCCCCCGCUCAGAGCCGCGGCCCUGCGGCGCCUCCUGCGCCUCCUGGAACCCCAAAUCUGCCCCAAAUCGGGGGGCAGAGAUUUUUGGGGUGCCCCCAGGACCCCACGGGCGCCCCAAACUCUGUUACCUGGCGCUGCCCACCCACACCGGCUGCUGCCUCCUGCGCCCCGAGCUGACUCUGCUGCUGCUGCUGCCCCCCGGGACCCCCCGAGACCCCCUGAGCCCCACGGCUCUGAGCGCCCUGAGCGCCCUGGGGCACGGGUGACACCCCCGGAAUAAAAAUAUAAAAUUAAAUUGUUCGGCGGUUGGGGGAAAAAUAAUAAAAUAGUAAUAAUAAAAUUA